This is a messenger RNA of Labeo rohita (rohu), 1619 nucleotides long. RefSeq names its product CUB and zona pellucida-like domain-containing protein 1. Bases 208 to 1254 code for a protein of 348 amino acids. The transcript is spliced from 8 exons. The record is from RefSeq and is a predicted model, not a curated record. Lineage: Eukaryota; Metazoa; Chordata; Actinopteri; Cypriniformes; Cyprinidae.
AAUGCUGUUGCAGGCAGUGGGAGGCCUUGGAGUCUAAAAAGCAUUGCUGACGUGGUCUUUAGUGGACCUCUGAACAGCAAGAAGGAGACCACCACCACUGGGGAGUAUGUGAUCAACUGGACACCAACGUCAGAGAAUUAUGGCCAACAUUUUCCAUUUUGCUUCAUUGCAGAGGGCCAACAUGGGUUUAGGAACUAUCAAUCUGAGAUGAGGUGUGUUAUUGUUGUGGUGGAGGCUGAAGGUCCAAGAGCACAUGUGACCUGCACUAAGGACACAAUGUCAGUGUCAAUUGAAAGAGCCACUAUUUCAGGUAUUCAUGGAGAUCACUUGCGUCUGAACAACAAUGAUUCCUGUGCAGUUUCUUCCAAUAGCACACAUGUGUUUACAACCUUCUCUCUAAAUGGAUGUGGUACUCAAAUGGAAGAGACUGAUGAACAUCUCCUCUUCAAGAACACAAUUGUUACCUACGAUGAUCCAAACCACAUCAUAACCAGGAAAAAUGAAAUCGAAAUUGAAGUUAUGUGCAAGUACCAGAAAAAGAGCAGCAUCACCACAAUGUUUAAUGCUCACAGACCAGCUGUCAACUUCACAGAGAGAGGCUUUGGCUCAUUUAGCUAUCAGUUUGAGUUUUUUCAGUCUGGUAGCUUCAGAAACAUAAGAGAACCCAACAGCUACCCACUGGAGUACAGUGUGGGACAGCUCAUCUACAUGGAGAUCGCCCCUGUCAAUAUAGUGCAAAACACUGAGGUCUUCCUUGAGUCCUGUGUAGCUACACCCUAUGAUAAUCCCAAUUAUCCCAUCUCUUAUCCCAUCAUCACAAAUGGAUGUGAGGUUGAUGAAACUGUUCACAUCUACACAAGUCACCAGCCCGAUGUCAAGUUCAGUAUGGAGGCCUUCAAGUUUAUUGGACAAUAUGACCAAGUGUUCAUCAGCUGCUCAAUUAUCCUAUGUCAAGCCAACAAUCCCAACACACGCUGCGCUCUGGGCUGCACCAAUGACACGCAGGUUGCACCAUCCUCGCACGUUCACAAAAGAGAAGCUGCCAUCCAGACCGGAAGCCACUUCAUCUCUCAGGGACCCCUGCGGCUGAGGAGGAGCACAUCACUUACUGAGGCCAUCAGCCCAAGCUUGAACCUGAACCUUGUUUUUGUGGCUGGAUGUGUCAUAGCAGUAGUUGCCAUGGUGUGUGGAAUGAUGGUCUACAAAUCCAGAGGAUCAAAAGUCAAUUACCAACUUCUGAAAUCAGAGAUUUGAUGGAAUCAGUUUAAACUGCAGUUUAAACGAAAUGAUGGCAACCAACUAACUGACAAAUUCCGGUGGGAUGUAGUUAUAUAGUUUCUGCCUUUUUUGGUUUGGUAAAAUCAUAAUAAAAAAAUCUGUUCUGUCUGCAUUAAUGUAACCGCUGCUUCUAGGCACUAGUGUAUGUUCUGCAGAAUUUGGUGCAGAUUGAAAACCAGCAUAAGAUUUCUUUAUUUGUUAAGUGUGGACGAGGGAUGGAUUUUAUACUAUUAUAUGUCAAUGUUUAAUAAGUGUCUCUUUGGGCCACUGCUUUGUGUGUUUACAUAUAUUCAAAAGUUAACUUUUCACAGUUAUCUCUUAUCUUAAAAACAUUUAUACAU